CUAUAUUCUCUGUUAUAAUCCGUUGGAAAAAAGGUUAGUUACUGUUGGUUGUCUUUCCCGUUUUCUUGCAACCAUUGACCUCUUCAACCAUUCAUUUCUUCAACAAACUUAAAACAACAUUACCUCGCCGUUUUGCUUUGUAGUACCAGUCGUUUUGUCUUACAAUUCUUUACGACCUCCACCCUAUAUAAUUUUUUUUUAUAUUUAUCCAACAUGCAGCCCACAUUCUCCUCCAACAGGAAAAUUUUACUAGAAAAAUCAACCCUUACCUGUUGAUGUCCAUUUCUUCCUUCAUCUGCAGCAGAUAAAGAAAGAAACAGGACUGUUGAUUACCGAAUCUUAACAAUGGUGAGAGCGUUAGACCGUGACCAAACAACUCUGAAAUCAAAAUCAUUUCAUGUGAAAAGAAUGUUUGACCAUUCAGGGAAACAUUCUCAAAGCUCUGUUCAUGAAAAUGGAAAUGAUUCAAGUGGUGCUGAUGAAAAAUCACAUUCAAGAAACCAUCCAAAGCAAGAUACUCCUUUAAAUCUUCCUCGUUCUGAUAAAUCUGGAGCUAAAAUACCAAACCCACACAACAAAGGUCCCACAGAAUUGGAGAUGAUAAAGGAUAAAUUUGCUAAGUUGCUGUUGGGUGAAGAUAUGUCAGGUGGUGGAAAAGGUGUUGCAUCAGCUCUGGCUUUGUCCAAUGCAAUCACAAACUUAGCUGCAUCUGUUUUUGGAGAACAAAAGAGAUUAGAGCCUAUGAAUCCGGAGAGGAAAACAAGGUGGAGAAGAGAAAUUGAUUGGCUUUUAUCUGUAACUGAUCACAUUGUUGAACUUGUUCCUUCACAGCAAUCCAACAAUGGAGUCAAUAUGGAGAUCAUGGUGACAAAGCAAAGAAGUGAUCUGCUGAUGAACAUUCCUGCUCUGCGUAAGCUUGAUAACCUUCUCAUUGAGCACCUAGAUCAGUUUGGAAACCAAAAGGAAUUCUGUUAUGUGUCUCGAGACAGUGAGGAUUCAGAGCAAGGAACCGCACCAAGAAACGAUGACAAAUGGUGGAUUCCGACCGUUAAGGUUCCACCAGAGGGGCUAUCGGAAGCAAUGAGAAGAUGGAUGCUUUCCCAGAAGGAUUCUGUGAAUCAAGUUCUUAAAGCAGCAAUGGCAAUAAAUGCUCAGGUGCUAUCAGAAAUGGUUGUCCCUGAAAACUACAUCGAGUCCCUUCCCAAGAAUGGAAGAGAGAGCCUCGGAGAUUCAAUCUAUAAGAACAUAACUGUGGAGUUCUUUGAUCCUGAACAAUUCCUGUCAACCAUGGAUUUGUCAACUGAGCACAAAGUGCUUGAUCUGAAGAACAGGAUUGAGGCUUCCAUUGUGAUUUGGAAAAGAAAAAUGCAUCAAAAAGAUGGAAAAUCUUCCUGGGGUUCAGGUGUGAGCUUGGAGAAAAGGGAACUUUUUGAAGAGAGAGCAGAAACUAUAUUAAUCAUCCUCAAACAAAGAUUCCCUGGAAUUCCACAAUCUGCACUAGAUAUAAGCAAGAUCCAAUUCAACAAGGAUGUGGGACAGGCAGUCCUAGAGAGCUACUCAAGGAUAAUAGAAAGCUUGGCAUUCACAGUCCUGUCAAGGAUUGAGGAUGUUUUGUAUGCUGACACACUCACACAAUCUCCAAGGUCGAAAUCCGAUGACAACGAGAAGGCAGAGGAAGAAACAGGAAAGAUGAGCCCUGCAGAUACAUCGACACCAACAUCAGUGAGACUCUCAGAUUUCAUGGGAUGGGGUGCAGACACCAACAUAAAGAAAAACUCAUGCUAUACAGAGAACUACUGCAAGGGAGAACAUGAUCAGAAGGCAAUGCUCAGGCCUCUUGCAACCAAGAGAUUCUCUUACUUGGAGAAGCUUGAGAGCUUGAGUGGAAUCAGAAGUCCAACGGCUCGGAAUUAAAGAGUGAAUGUAGAAGAAAAUGAGACGAAGCAUAAAUAUUGAAGACAAAGAAAGAGGAAGAGAUACAACAAGAGAAACAAUAGAAACAUGUAGUCAGAGAGUUUGAUUUUAUUAAUGUAAAUAACAAAUUAACAACCUGGUAGGACCCUGUUGGGUUAGUAGUUAUUAUAUUGUUCUUCCUCAAAAAUACAGGAUAGGGAAGUCUCGAUAUGUAACUAUUAAGUUUGAUGCGAUUUAAAUUUGCUUUCUUCUUCUUUU
Manihot esculenta (cassava) is the source of this 2172-nucleotide messenger RNA. Its product is annotated as rho guanine nucleotide exchange factor 8. Gene Ontology annotation, molecular function: guanyl-nucleotide exchange factor activity. The transcript is spliced from 7 exons. The coding region runs from base 346 to 1914 and encodes 522 amino acids. The record is from RefSeq and is a predicted model, not a curated record. Lineage: Eukaryota; Viridiplantae; Streptophyta; Magnoliopsida; Malpighiales; Euphorbiaceae.